Hypomesus transpacificus is the source of this 7474-nucleotide messenger RNA. It is a transcript of the gene zbtb37, whose product is annotated as zinc finger and BTB domain containing 37. Gene Ontology annotation, biological process: regulation of transcription by RNA polymerase II. Gene Ontology annotation, molecular function: protein binding; RNA polymerase II cis-regulatory region sequence-specific DNA binding; DNA-binding transcription factor activity, RNA polymerase II-specific. Lineage: Eukaryota; Metazoa; Chordata; Actinopteri; Osmeriformes; Osmeridae. The record is from RefSeq and is a predicted model, not a curated record.
UUUUUUAGGCUCGCUUCAUCCAGGUCGCUUGCCGUCUCAUGAAAAAGGAAAAUGAAAGCGGAGAUGGAAUUCACCGAUUACAAACAUUGAAAAUAAGUUAACAUACACACCGACACCACAAAUGUACAGCGUCGCAGCUAUUUCCUGACGACUCGCCAUGAAUUAGAAGCUGUUGACUACGCUAUGAUCUCAUUCUCCAUGCUUUCAAUUGCAUGCCAUGUUGAACUAGCCACCUCCCUGUCGCAAGCAACGCCGGGGUCUAUUCAGCUAGGCUUCAGCUCAUCACCGUACUGCAGUACGUUGCAGUGACCGAGAGGAGAACCACGUUUCGGCUGCAGAAUUUGAGUGCCAUCGCGGAGCGGAUAGCAUCUGUUCACACAAUAAAUCGCUUUCUAUUUACUAUGGAAUGUAUACUAUUAUUGCCAUGGUGAUGGUUACUGACAUUGAUAUGCUAGUUAAACUAUCUGACUCAGUUUCAGUGCUUGUCUAGUGUAUCGCAACUGCAUUCCAAAGGAACCAAGAGAAUGGAUCGAGCAGGCAGUAUUCAACUGGACAUCCCUGAUUUCAGCAAUUCUGUUUUAUCCCAUCUCAACCAGUUGCGUAUGCAGGGACGCCUAUGUGAUAUUGUGGUUAACGUGCAAGGCCAGAACUUCCGAGCUCACAAAGUUGUUCUGGCUGCCAGUUCACCUUACUUCAGAGACCACAUGUCACUCAGUCAGAUGAGCACUGUCUCCCUGUCAGUCAUCCGCAACCCUACUGUGUUCGAACAGUUACUCUCCUUCUGCUACACUGAGCUCUGCCUACAGCUUGCAGACAUUAUCAGCUACCUGACAGCUGCCAGCUUUCUCCAGAUGCAGCACAUCAUUGACCACUGUACACAGAUCCUGGAAGGCAUACACCUGAAGAUCAGCCUCUCAGAUGUAGAAGAAGAGCUUGGUGUUGAAGCGGUGGCACAGUGCCACAAGGGUUCAAAUAAGACCCUGUUGUCUGUGAAAGGAGGAGGAGGACUCGAUGGGGGUAUGUCAGGGGACUCCAUCUCCCUGAGACCAAACCACACCAACCCUAGGGUCCUUGGCCAGCGCAGUGGUAGAUCUGAAGUUGGAAUCAAUAUAUGUGAGGUUGGGAGCCCAGCAGGGGAGUCGAUGAGCCCCCAGAUGGUAGAGCAUAGUGGGCUGGGCCCUGAGGGGCUGGCAGUUGAGGCAGUAACCAGCAGGCUGGGAAAGGAGCCUAUACUACGCAUUAACCGGGCAGGACAGUGGUACGUGGAAACAGGGAUAGAGUCAGAAAGGGGGGGCAGUGGAGAGGAGGGGGAGGGAAUGCAUGUCCGGGUGGGAGUGGUGGAUGGGCGGAGGAUAAAGACAGAGAGGAUGGAGGAGUGGAUUGGGUCUGAACCACAGGAAGAAGGCAGUGGGGCAGAGGAGGGACCAGCUCUAAUUGAUACUUCAAGAUGCAGUUCUAUGGUACAAGAGGGGUUUGUCUCCGGAGCCAUAGCUGCCAAGAGCUCUCUGCCUUCAAGUAGCUUCAGUGAGACGGAAAGGUUUAGCCCUACUGGAAGUGUGGUGGUCAUGGCAGACAGACAGAGAGCCAAGAGUGAGUCUCCCAGCCGAGUGGACGACCAACACCACUCCACCUUACAGGGGGAGGACCACGCAGUAUUUGACAUGGGCGGAUAUGAGGAAUACUUGCGCGAGCAGGUCGGGGACCGCUGGUUCCGCUACAACCCACGGCUCACCUGCAUUUACUGUUGUAAGUCGUUCAACCAAAAGGGCAGUCUGGACCGCCACAUGCGCCUACACAUGGGCAUUACUCCAUUUGUCUGUCGCAUUUGCGGGAAGAAGUACACACGCAAGGAUCAACUUGAGUACCAUAUCCGCAAGCACACAGGCAACAAGCCUUUUCAUUGCCACGUCUGUGGCAAGAGCUUCCCCUUUCAGGCCAUCCUCAACCAGCACUUCCGCAAGAACCAUCCUGGCUGUGCCCCUCAGGAGGUAGCCCACAGUGCCUCCCCAGAGACCACCACAGUCUCUGUCACCUCCAGAGGGGUUCACAAUGAGGAGGGUUCACCCUGCCAUGGGCAGCCUGAGGAAGGCAGCAGUGAAGGUAACUCCUUUGGAGAAGGAAUCCUAGCAUCGGUUUCCACUACAGGGCCUGAUUGACAGAGAGAAAAAAUAGACAACAGGGUUAGAGGGAUACAGAGGGUAAGAUUUUGAAUUAUUCAAACCGAAGACAACUGUAAAGGUUUUUAUUAAAGAAGCUUGGACAGAAAAGGUUGAAAAUGUAAGUGAUAGGUUACAAAUCUGUAUGGAAUUACAUUUUUUGAAUCUUUUCAAUUAUACAACAUACAGAAGUUUCGAGCAAUGCAACAGUAGUUUGCAUUGUUAUAAUAUAGAAAACUUUGCAUUACAUAGUGCAUAAAUUAUAUUUACGCUUUAAACCGCAUCUACCUUCACAAAACAGAUAAAGCUAACAUAAGAAGAAAUGCCACAUACUCCAACAACCUCAUAUACCACUGAACACAGUGAUAUUUAUUGUCUAUUUUGCCUUGUCUAUUUUUCUGUGUUACAGUUUUAUACUUUUUACUAUGGAUAUUCAUAAGAUAAUGGGGUUUACUUGUCGGAAUUUUGACAAAUUAAUUAACUUUGCCAAAAUACUUGAACUGAGUUUCUAAAAAUAAAUUAUUUUUGCCUUGAGACAAUCUUGAGUGAUUUAGGAAUGUGAUGGAUUAUCUGGCUUUCUUUCACAUACUUGCCAAUACUUAUUGUGCAACAAACGCUUAAAUGCAACAGAAAAAAGCAUUCACUUUGAAAAAAAGACAACAAAAAACUUCAAAUUCUUCUUAACCUCUUUCGCCCUGACAUAUUUAAAAUAAACAUAUCUCCACAGCAAUUUAUCUGUUAAAGAUUAUGACUUUAGGAUGACAAUGUGGGCAUUACUAUGCCUGAGCAACAGAUGGAAUGGUUGAUAAUCCUUUGUUUUUUUGUUUGUUUGUUUUUUUACCCCAAAGAAGGUAUUUCUAAAUGUGCUAGAUGAUAAAAGUCAUAGAAAGUUCCGAAUUUCUUUAAACGUUGUCCAUCAAGACAUUUCUGGGGAGAUACAAAUGGUUGUUUAUUCAGGCUUUGAAACAUAUUUUUACAUAACUUUCAGGUAAAAGAGGUUAAGUAAAGACUAUAGCAAUGAAAAGUUAAUAUAUUGUAAAGAAAUAUAAUGACUUGUCCCUGUGGAAAUGUGUAAAAUUCAAAUGAAGCCAUAUACCUUUCAAUGCAUAUUGAAAUUCCAGAACACAUGGAAACUUGAUUAUCUUCAACCUCAGAUAAGCUACAAUACAUCUGUUACCUCGUCACUACGCAAUACAGCUCUCCUCCAAACAGAUUGGAUGAUGCACUCAAAUUGUUUCUCCCAUUUGUAUGUGCUGGUUAACUGUUAACUAGUUUUAUAAGUGAAAUUUUUGCUAGUUGGGUCUUCAAAAUAUUUCUAACUUGUAUAUAUAAGGGGGGAAACUAGACAAACCUGAGGAGAAAGGACAAAUAAGGCCUUGUGGGUUUAACAUUGCCCCAAGACAGCAGGAGCCCAAUAGAGCCAUGGAUUUCUUAUCACCACCAAGAAAGACUGAAGCCUGCUCUAUGGUCUCAUCUGGAAAUUAAUCUACAAACCAAGGAGGCUUCCUUGAAACCAAAGGAAUUGAGUGGAGGAGAUUAACUAGCUAUGUCUAUCACUUGCAAAGGGGAGGACUAAAACAUAUUUUUAAGAAGUAUGUAAAGCGAUACAGACAUUUAAGUUAAAUAGAACCUAAUUUACUUUUUGGAUAUUUUUUUUCAAGGGCAGUAGCACAUUAGUUGCUAUUCUCAUUUUAGACAGAGCUGUGAAUCAUUUGUGGGUGACUGAGUGAAACAGGUUUUUUGUAACCAAAUGGUGAAAAACAGCUACUGAUAUGUUCACUGUAUGAUUUUGUUUAUUUAUUAUCAUUUUUAUACUGUUACUAGACAGAUUGUUACAGUAUCCCUCAGUCUGUUUUCUUCAGGCAAAACAGGUGCACACGACACCUGUUUAUAUCAGGUAUAUUUUGUUUACUCUCCUUAAUAUUAAGUUAACACUCCUUUGUAUUAAGACAACAAAAGUACUGAGUUUUACCUAGAAUCUUGUACUCAAAAUACCACAUCAUCAAGCUUGAUUAAUCAUCAACAUCUUGUAAACAUGCCUGUAUUAACAUUUCUUUAUGAUGUACCGUAUUUUUGGGAAAACAAGCCGCAUUUUCUAUAACCCGCACCUCACCAGAAUGGGAGCUUUAUGUUUGUAAAUCGGAUUUUAACCCGUACUGAAAUAUAUACCGCAGUUGAUACGGGUACAAUGAUACCAAGCAAUGCACGAGUAGGCUAUAGGUGAUCUUACAGCAUGCCGAAACACACUUCAGUUGUGGAAAGUAUGUCCAUGUGUGGCAAAAUCCAUUGUUAUGUCUACAAAUUAUUUUAGAUAUAGUAUAAGUUUAGCUAGCUUGCAAAUCCUUAGGAUAACCUACCGAGGUUGAAUUAGCCAAUGUCGUUAGCGAUGCUAGCUAAGGCCGUGUUCGCACUUGACUUCUUUUUUUAGAAAAAAGCGCUGCCUUCAGCGCCUUUUGAGCACUUUCAGCGCGAGAAUUCUGUAACCUGAACGGGACUCAUACAUUCUACCGAUACAUUAUUAUCCGUUAUUUUUGGCUGGUUACUUAUUGAUAGCUAGCUACUAUGACGAAUGAAAUGCAAUUACUUGCUUUAGCUUUGUCUUUUGAGGAGCCAUAGCCUGGUAACUAAGGUAGAAGGUUACUAGGGAAGGUACACGCGUACCUACUCUCCUCGUCCUGCAGCUGUCAGAAAGGUGCUUGACGUCACCCAACGCUUUUCUGAAAAGUUGAGAAAAUUGAAAUCAAAAAGGCAUUGGGCGCUGCGCUUUUUUUGAAGUUUUUAAAAGGCGGCCGCUUUUUUUAAAUGCGUCCGCCUUUUCCCAUAGGGUUGCAGGUAAAAAAGGCGCUGAAGGCAGCGCUUUUUUCUGAAAAAAUAAGUCAAGUGUGAACACAGCCUAACGUUGGUUUCCUAGUUGUAUAUAACAUUUCACUGGGUCUUGCAGCUGUUUGAUUUACUGAAAUUAUUAUGAAAAAAUAGGUUCUACUAGCCAUUUGCCAACUUUAGCAAGUCACUGUAUUUCCAAGCCCUGAUACUGUAACUGAGACGACACAGUAAAUAAUUCCUCUUUCAAUAAGCCUACGUUCCAGUGUUGAGCCUUCAAUUAGCUGCACGGUCUGUAGAGAUCUUGGGACAAAGGCACUUUUUUGUUCUAAAACCAGGCUAUAAGCCGUACAACCACAAAACUGUAAAAUCGGGGGACAAGCCACGAUUUUAUUUCUGAAAAAUACGGUAAAUAGAAUUGCCAUAGCUUUUCUCAUCUUAAACUAAUUUGUGGCAAGCUUGAUAAACGUAUCAGCAUGGUGACAUUCUUUACAAUCUUAGUCUUAGCAUUUAAGGCGAUAUUGAGACGUGCACAUACCCAAAGUUUAGUUGAAAGGGAUACAACCCAUUGAAAGUAGGGUUAAUUGUUAUUUUUCAUUUUCUUUACAAAAAACAUAACUUGGAGGGCCUGUAAGCAAUCCUGUCUACAGAAGAAAAAAUCUGUCCAGUAGCAAGGGACAGAGACAUCAUUCAAUUUAGGGUAGGGCUGCUAACCCCAUCAAGUUUUUGUUGUUAAAGUAGGUCAAAGAUAUCUAUACAGAACAAUGCAUCCAAACAUCCCAAAUCUGCAUGAGAAAGAACAUGAUCUGAUUAAUGUGAAGUGUCCAGAUAAUGAGUUUCCAAGUAAUUACAGCUUAAAAAAUCUCACCAUACAUUCCACAUUCGCUGCAUUCCUCCUUGCUUUUUAGCUAGGUUCAGCCAUGUGCAUCGAAUAAAUAAUAAAUAUUUUGGUCAAUAUUUGUUUUUAAGGGCCUCUUUUUACUUUCUCAGAACACUGCAAUUACUUACAGGUAUGGAUUUACUGCCCCCCCCCCCCCCCCACACAUGGCAAUGCAUUUUUAUUUGGCGUUUACAAUGCCAAAUAUGACUUAUACUAGAAUGUACAUGCAACUCAUGCCAAAAAUGAUUUCGAUGAUGAUUUAAAAUGAGGAACAUCUCACUUUUCUUGGGAUUUUAUGUAUUUGUCUGUUGUCUCAUCAGAUAUUCAUAACUUAUUUUCCAUGUCACGACUGAAAUAAUUGUUAAUAUGCAAUGACACUGAUGCAUAUAUAAUAAUAUUGUUGUAAGCCACAAAAUAAACAACCUAGAUACAGCACUUUGAAAAAGUAUUGAGCCCUCACUGUUUUACACGAAUAAUUCCCACUACCUUGGACUUCAUGAAUGCCACACUUUAGUAUAGUCGCAAUUAUUAUUAUUUUUAAACAUAAAAAAUUCCUCUUGAUCAGUGGAACCACAUCUCGCAGCUGUCGCAGUUAAUACAUCUGUUUCACAAUGUGAAUGCAUAUUUUUCACAAUGUGAUGGAUCAAGAUUUGUCCAUUCCUGCCAGGUUCCCGUGCCAGAUUAGGGAAUGGUGGUGGAGUCAGUUUUAAUGUCUUGCAACAGAUGUUCAAAGGAGUUAAGGUAUGGACUGUGUCUGGGCUGCUCAUGGACAUAUAUUUUCUUCAUUUUCAUCUUAAUCUUUCAUCUUAAGCAACUAAGUGUUGAUCUGGCUGUGUGAGACAAACUUCGUCCCCACUUUCUUACCAUUAAUCCAGAUUUCAGAUUGCUUUUGAAAAGAAUCCAGAGAGCAUGAUACCAUGAAUACCAUACUUUAGUAUGAAUGGUAUUACCUGGCUGAUGGGCAGUGUUAGAUUCAUGCUUCAACAUUUCAAGCCCAAAAGUCCUACUUUAGUCUCAUCAGACCACAAUACUUUUUACCACAUCUUUGAAAUAUCUUCCAGAAGACAUUUUAUGGACAAUCCUUUUCAGUCUUGCCAUAAAGGCACUUUUGGUGCAGAUCCUUGUAGAUUGUUGAGCCAUGAACGUCAUUUUAAAUCAAAGCAAGGCUGUAGUUUUGUUUUUCCACAUACUGAAUAAUAGACUACACUGAGCUCUAAUAUAUGUUCGGCGUCUUUAAGAUGGUGUUGUUGAUCUAUGUUUCUGUAUAAUUUAUCACUCUUUUGUAGACGUUUUGUUUAGUGGAAAAUGUCUGUCAUACCUCUCAAAAAGUAUGUAUCCUCUUUAUUAAUGAAACAAUACGAGGUCAAAUAUUGCACUUAAUGAGCGAAGCCUAGUUCAGACAUGGCACUCGGGCAGUGCGCCUCAUUACGCUCAUUAACUACACCUAUGUUAGCCUGCUUCAAGCCCAUUGGCCCACGUCCAAUAAGGCGGUAUUAUUAUGCAGCAGAUAUUCCUACAUUCACUCCCGGUUUCUGUAUUACUAUGCUGCUGCCACCCUCCAGCAUCUCUCCCAUGUUGGCCGGGUUUCCCAGAUUUGUUAAGAAGCUCUUAACGCUAA